AUGGAAAGGAAGAUGAAGGUUCGUUCUGAUAGGGAAAAGACGAAAGUGGUGAUUAGGCAUUUGCCCCCUUCUCUCACUCAGUCUGAUCUCUUCCAACACAUCGAUUCACACUUCGCUUCGCGUUACAAUUGGUUCUCUUUCAGACCCGGCAACACCAGUCACAAGCGACAGAAACAUUCCAGAGCGUAUAUAGACUUCAACUGUCCUCAUGAUGUUUUCGAGUUCGCUGAGUUCUUUGAUGGACAUGUUUUUGUUAAUGAGAGAGGUGCCCAGCAUAGAGCGAUUGUUGAGUACGCCCCUUCCCAGCGUGCUCCGAAGCCAAGUACCAAGAAGGAUGGACGUGAAGGGACCAUAUACAAAGAUCCUGACUAUCUGGAGUUCCUCAAACUCAUUGCAAAGCCACAUGAGCAUCUUCCCAGUGCAGAGAUACAAUUGGAAAGAAAAGAAGCUGAACAAGGUGAUUCUGAAGACAAAUUUCAGUACCAUUGUUCUCAUGCUAUAUCCUCCUUUCCAGGGGCUAACAAGGAAACACCUAUUGUCACACCCUUGAUGGAAUAUGUUCGUCAGAAACGCUCUGUUGAUACUGGUAUGCAGGUUCUCCAGGCUUCGUCAGCAGUGGCAAAAGUUAGCAGAAGAUCCAGAGCUGCUUUGCCUGGCAAGCCUGGCUCAGGCACUAAACGAGGAUCUGAAAAGAAAAAGUAUGUUCAGAAGGACAAUGCCAAGAGUGCUGCUCGUAGAGAGUCAAAGGACAAGUCAGCCUUUAUUGUCGUCCCCCAGCGAGAGGAUCUAUCAGCUGAAUCGAGUAUGAAAGGAAUUUCUGAAUUUGAAGCAUUGCAUGGCAUUGAAGGUUCUAUUUCUGGAAUUCCGCUGUCUUCUGACUCGGGAAAGAAAAAAAUCCUUCUUCUGAAAGGGAAGCAUCGGGAAAUUCCCAGUGCCACUGAGGGUACAGGAAAACAGCAAAACAUACAGUCUGGAAAUUCUCCUAUUUCAACUUCUGUGAAACAGAACCAUAGACGUGAAACUAGUGGAAGAUUGAUUAGGAGCAUACUUUUGAAUAAUGAAGCUCGUCAAAGUCAGUCUAUGCAACACAAAAUUCAAAUUUUAAGCUCAGAGAAUGGGAAGCGACCAUCUCGUUCAUUUGGCUCAAGGUCUGGGUUAAAUGAUCAACUUUCAAAUCAUGACGCUGCACAAGUUAAUUCUGAAGGGGAUUCUAAAAGGGCUUUGGAUGAAAAGUUCGUGAGAAGGGAUCCGCAUGGUUUGGGUAGUGGUGAGAAAACAGAAAAACGAACUAGAAACAAGGACAGACCUGAUCGUGGUGUUUGGACACCCCUUCGACGUUCUGAUGUUUCACAUGCUGGUAAUGACCACUCAUCAUCCUCAAUGGCACAACCUACACUGUCAAAUCUUGAAUCAACUGAAGGAGAAUUGAAAGAAAAUGUUACUUCUGGAAACAGGGGCAGUGAAUUCUCUGCUUCUGCAGGUGGACGAGGCAAUCCUUCUAUUGAGAAUGGUUCUCAAAGAAAUUUUGCACGUCGUGGAGCUUCCUAUGUAGUGAAGGAUGACGGUGCAGUCAGUAUAAGUGAAGGGAAACCUUCCAAGAAAAAUGUUGGGCAUAGUGCUUAUGAGGUAUACAUGUCAUAUGCUGAUGUAUUUUUUAUUGUCUGUUUGGCUGAUUCAUCGUGUGUAAAAUUUCCUUACCAUCAUAUUAUGUAUACUCAGUCAGGGUAUCAUUCCUGCAAUGUUGAGCUACGGUCUCUGCUUAGGACAUCAUCCACAACUAAUUCAGGUCAACCUGAUUCUAAGCGACUUGAAAGGUGUUUGCCUGACGGAGCCUGCACAAUAAAGGGAAUGCGAAGUUACAGACCUCUGUUGGGAAAUGUUUGUGUUUGGGAUGUAACUGUAAAGUUCUUGGUACAUAACAUGGGACGGUAUGCUGGAAAGAGUGAAAAAUCUUGUCCCGUUCAAGGGACAAGUAAAUCCCUCAUUCCGAUGCAGCCUCGGCGGAGAAAGGAUGAUGGAACCUCCGCGGAGAGGGACUCUAAGCAUUUUCUGAAGAUCAUACUUCCCUCUGCCAUUCAUGCUAACCAAAUGUCUAAAAGUGUCAAAGCCACUCUAAUUGGCAUUGCACGUGACCUGGGGAGCAAGUUGUUCUUUGGUGCUUCUUUUCUUUACUUAAUUGCAAGAAUUCCCGAGGAAUUUAUAAAAAGAUUUGGAGAUGAACUAUCAACUGUUGCUACGAUUACUGUCCCCGAUGGUCGUGUUUGGAGAAUGAGGUUGAAGAAGUGUGGUAAAGAUGUUUUCUUCCGCAGCAAAUGGCGAGAGUUUGUAAAAUACUAUUCUCUUGGUUAUGGUUCACACCUAAUUUUCAGAUAUGUGGGGAAUUCAAAAUUUCGUGUUCUUAUAUUUGAUAUUACUUCUGCUGAGAUUUGUUAUCCUCGCAAAACUCGGGGUAAUAAUGAAGAAACAAACUCGGAGAAUUGGAAGAGGUCCAAGUUUGAUGAUCAGCACCACAGCUAUCAAACGAAAAAGAAAGAACUUAAGGAGGAGAAUGUGGUAGAAUCUAGUGAUGAAGAUGAAGUGAAUUUAAUACGACUGAGUAAAGGAAGGAAGAAAGAAAGUGAUUUUUCUCAUGGGAAACAAGUCAAAAGAGGAUGCAGUGAAAACCACUCUCCUUGGGAGAUAGCAAAGUUUGCUGCCACUGCUACUACUAGUGCUACUGCCAGUGAUAGAUUAAAGCCAAAAAAUCCUUUUGUUACUUGUGUAAUCAAGUCUGAUCGAUUGCUGGCCUUCCUUGUGCAGUACGUGUCAAGUGAAUUUGCUGGCAAGUAUCUGAAGCCAUGUGUUGGUAUGAUGCUCCAAAAUAGUAAUGGAGAGGCGUGGGAUGUUUCUUGCGUACAUCAUAAUGGUAGCAGAGCAAUGAUAAUAUGUAGGGGAUGGACUAAAUUUAUGAGGGACAACGAUCUAUCAGUAGGAGAUCUUUGUGUGUUGGAGUUGAUCAAGAGGGACCCCGUUGUGCUAAAACUUACUUUGCGUGGUGAAGCUCAAUAA
This is a messenger RNA of Sphenostylis stenocarpa, 3048 nucleotides long. The record is from the annotation of a GenBank genome assembly. NCBI's taxonomy places the organism in Eukaryota, Viridiplantae, Streptophyta, Magnoliopsida, Fabales, Fabaceae.